This is a messenger RNA of Lachnellula hyalina, 483 nucleotides long. RefSeq lists its product as uncharacterized. The transcript has 2 exons. NCBI's taxonomy places the organism in Eukaryota, Fungi, Ascomycota, Leotiomycetes, Helotiales, Lachnaceae. The coding region runs from base 1 to 483 and encodes 160 amino acids. The record is from RefSeq and is a predicted model, not a curated record. Gene Ontology annotation, biological process: proteasome assembly.
AUGGCAAUUCCAAGAAUAGCAGAUGCUUUACAGGGUAUAGAGUUGAAUGGUGGAAUAGAGCCGUCGCCUUUCCCUGCGAAAACGAAGCAAGCGGCAGGUCUUGUCAACGGCAUGGAAACGGACCUCACAUCGAUGUAUUUCUCGGACAAGAUCUUGAUCACCAUUUCACAAGGUGGCCGGUUAGCACAAUGGAUCCAAGUCCCACUCUCCACCGCCUCGCCCACAUCCUUUGAUACCGCACUAUCGAGCGGAAAUUCAGACAUGCUUCCUCUCGGCCACCUCACCCCAAAAACACUCCUUGGAGCAGGCGGCGACCAACGUGAGACGAUGGGUCAUCUGUAUGCCAGUCAGAUUGCGAGUGCGAUUGCUACGAGGGAUCCCGAAGAGACGAGAACCGUUAUGGUGGGGUUUGGGCUGGAGAAGGUGGAUAUGGCGCGGGAGACGUUCUUUGAUUUGAUUGAGCUGGUGCAGAAGGUCAUAUGA